Messenger RNA from Didymodactylos carnosus, 936 nucleotides. The record is from the annotation of a GenBank genome assembly. Lineage: Eukaryota; Metazoa; Rotifera; Eurotatoria; Philodinida; Philodinidae.
AUGUGGUCAGCUGUAGUUGCACCAUUACUAUUAUUAUUAGUAUCAACAGCCAUCGAUGGUCUUCCAAGAACGGAUGUUACAGUUUCUGGUAUAUCGUCUGGAGGUGCAAUGGCGGCACAAUUACAUAUUGUAUUUUCUCAAGACAUAUCAGCAUGUGGUAUUGUUACUGGAAUACCAUAUUAUUGUUCACGAGGAAAUAUAAUGAAUAUGAAUGCAUGUAUGAAUGGCCCAGCAACUUUGAUAUCUGUAUCAUCCAUUACGAAUAAAAUCAAUUCUUAUGCAUCAUCAGCGCUAAUCGACAAAGUGGAUAAUUUGUCAUCAAAUCCAAUAUAUAUAUUUCAUGGUAAAUCUGAUCAUACUAUUGCAGAAAAUGUUGUUAAAGUAAAUGAACAAAUAUAUAAGCCUUACAAUGUCCGUAUAAAAACAAAUUAUGAUACAAUGGCUAAUCAUGGAUUUGUUACAGAUAAUUAUGGUGGAAAAUGUGAAAUAUUAGAGUCAACUCAAUAUAUAAAUAAUUGUAAUUUUAAUUUAGCUUAUGAUAUGCUAAACUAUUUAUAUAGUGGUCAUUUGAUAAAACCAUCAACAACAUCGACAAUAUUAAAAGGAAAGUUAUUAGAGUUCGAUCAAAAUGCAUUUAUAGAUCCACCAUUACAAGUAACAACAACGCCCUUAAAACAACAAGAGCAGCGUGGUAUAUUUGAUUUAUGGUCACAAUGGGUAGAUGCAACAUUACAACUCUAUAAUCCUGUUAAUUAUUUACCAUCGAAUGGAACAUUUUUUGGUUUCGCAUUUCCAACUACAACUUCUUUUUCAAAUAAUGGUUUCGACAAAACUGGCUAUUUGUAUGUACCAUCUGGUUGUAGCAAAGGAAAAAAUUGUUCAAUACACGUUGCAUUACAUGGAUGUAAACAAGGUAAAACAAGCUCAUCAGUAUAA